AUGAGAGAGCAAAAGGUGGCUGAAGUCAGAUCGUCUAUGAAAGCCUGCACGGGCAGUUUGGAUGCUGAAUGGCUGGAGAUUAACAAUGUGUUCUUAGAGGUGAUGAGAGCUGUGGAGGAUACUAGGCAGAAAGCCCUUCAACCGCUGGAGGAGAGGAGGAUGAGAGUAAAGAAAGAAGCUCAAGAUUUGGUCAAGAAUCUGCAAAGAGAAAUUGAUGAGCUCAAAAAGACGAUCGAUGAGUUGGGUAAAAACCCAGACUUGCAGGUUUCUGCUCUAACUUGUCUGGAUGAGUAUAUAGAUUGGAAAAAUUUAACUGUGGACACUUCAUACUCCUUUGGUACCCUGAGAACUACAACUUCGGCCAUGAUGGAACAAAUUCACCAGAAACUAGAGAACCUCUCCUCUGUUGAACUAAAGAGGAUCCCUACAUUUGCAGUGGAUGUGAAGCUGGACCCCACUUCUGCACACCGAUGCCUUCUCCUUUCUUCAGACGGGAAGAAAGUGCGAGAUGGAGGAAAGACCCAGCCAGCCCCUGAUGCUCCAAAUAGGUUUGAUCAGUUUGGCAGCAUCUUGGGCCUCAACAGGCUGACGUCUGGGAAGUCAUACUGGGAGGUGGAGGUCAACAACAAGACAGGGUGGGACCUGGGUGUAGCAAGAGGCAAAGCAAACCGCAAGGGGGAACUCUCGCUGAUCCCAGAUAAGGGUUACUGGGUAAUUGUACACUACGAAGGCAAAAACUAUGCAGCUCUGACAGCACCAGCAGUUCCUCUUACCCUGAAACAUAAACCUCAUAGGGUGGGGGUGUUUGUGGAUUACGAGGAACGCCUUGUGUCCUUUUACAACGUGACGGCUCAAUCUCACAUCUACUCGUUUACUAAGUGUUCGUUCAGGGAUGAGCUCUUCCCAUAUUUCAGUCCACAUCUCAUGCACAAUGAUAAAAACGGGGAUCCGCUGAUUAUCUCUGCUGUGCAAAAGCAGUAGUAAUGAUAUGAGGGGAAUGUGUUUCUGGUGUGCUGUAAGUUAAAAUGCACAUCUGGAUAUAAAAUAUGUGAGUUUGGAUGUACAGAAACAGUUUACUGAUGGGUUUAAAUGUUUUUUUUCAAACUGGUCAUCUACA
Messenger RNA from Scomber japonicus (chub mackerel), 1117 nucleotides. Its product is annotated as E3 ubiquitin-protein ligase TRIM39-like. Lineage: Eukaryota; Metazoa; Chordata; Actinopteri; Scombriformes; Scombridae. The record is from RefSeq and is a predicted model, not a curated record. The coding region runs from base 1 to 981 and encodes 326 amino acids. Gene Ontology annotation, molecular function: protein binding. The transcript is spliced from 6 exons.